AUGAACUUCUGACAGUAACAUUCCAUGCACCCAUUCUAAUUUCUACAAGAAGCAAGUGCGACCCGAGCUGUUACAAAAUGUCAGAGAAGGUUGUGUUGUAUUAUUUUAAUGGACGAGGAAGGAUGGAAUCGAUCAGGUGGCUUUUGGCUGCUGCCGGAGUUCAGUUUGAAGAAGUACUUCUGACAAAACGGGAGCAGUACGAAAAGCUUCUGAAUGAUGGGGUUCUGAUGUUUGAGCAAGUGCCCCUGGUUCAGAUGGACGGCUUGCAGCUCGUACAGACCAAAACAAUCAUGAACUACAUCGCUCAGAAAUAUGACCUCUAUGGGAAAGACCUCAAAGAGCGCGCCAUGAUUGAGAUGUACUCUGAGGGGCUGACUGACUGCAUGGAGAUGAUUAUAAUGCUGCCGUUCAUUAAGCCUGAGGGGAGAGAUGCCCAACUCAGCACCAUACAAGGCAAAACCACCAGCCGCUAUUUUCCUGUCUACGAAAAGGCCCUCAGUGGCGGAUCGCAGUACCUUGUUGGAAGCAAGAUGAGUCGUGCUGAUGUCCAUCUGAUGGAGGCCACUCUGAUGCUGGAGGAGAAGUUUCCAACCAUUCUGUCAACAUUCCCAAACCUCAAGGCGUUUCAGGAGAGGAUGAAGGCCGUACCCACAAUCAGCAAAUUCCUGCAGCCUGGAAGCCAGAGAAAGCCCCAGCCAGAUGACUUCUAUGUCAAAACUGUAAUCGAGGUCCUCAACAUGCAGUUCUCUCGCUAACAUUCGCUAUCUCAGUGUUUCUCAACAGGGGUGCCAUGUUACAGCUUGUUGGCUUGGGGUGACUUGAAAUUUUUCAUGAUUUGAAAGGGUGCCUCGCCUAAAAAAAGGUUGAGAAACACUGUGCUAUCUCACUAUGGGAGAUGCCCGCAGGCGUGACCCGCCCACACAUCACAUGCAGUGAUAUUAAGCAAACACUGUCAGUAUCAUGUCGAGUCCACUGAAUGUUGCUUGGGAUAAGAUUUGGUCUGCCCGUAAUAAAUAUGUAAUAAAUAACAAAGCUAAGGAAGUUUCAUUUAAAAUAUUACACUUAAUUUACCCCACAAAUACACUUUUACAAUGAUUCAAAAUGGGUUUGCCAGAUGUAUGUGUUUUCUGUGGUGUUAUGUCUGAGUAUAUUUGACAUUUAUUUUACGAAUGUUUUUAUUCAAGAUUUUUCUGGAUUGAGGUUGAGCGUCUGUGUGGUGAGGUAUGGUCUUGUCAUGUUUCUUUUACUACGAAAUAUAUUUUACUUUUCUUUGAAAGAGAGGAUCUGUGUCUUUAUAUUAAAUUUGUUUAUAGUCAUGGGGGGAAAAUAUCAUAUACACAAAUGCAAAUGGGGAGGAGGAAAACCAUCUUUUGUUUCUUUCAAAAAAGAACUAAAAUUUUAUUUUCAGGAUCAAAAAAUGAGAAUAAAUUGUCUGACUAAGGCACUCCAAAUUCAAAUGUCUUUA
This is a messenger RNA of Engraulis encrasicolus (European anchovy), 1465 nucleotides long. Its product is annotated as glutathione S-transferase 3-like. Gene Ontology annotation, biological process: glutathione metabolic process. Gene Ontology annotation, molecular function: glutathione transferase activity. The transcript is spliced from 7 exons. Lineage: Eukaryota; Metazoa; Chordata; Actinopteri; Clupeiformes; Engraulidae. The record is from RefSeq and is a predicted model, not a curated record. The coding region runs from base 78 to 755 and encodes 225 amino acids.